AUGGAGUCCAGAACGGCGAUCAUCGUCGCAGUGUGCUACGAGAGUUCGGAUCGCAUCAAGUUCGUCGCCGAAUUCAUCUGCGACGGCUUUGAGCCAGAGAGAUCGGAAAGCUUGCUGACGACGCUCCUUUUCACCCUGCGACUCGCGCGACUUGGACAUGCAUCGGCUGGAAUUUGCGUCGUAUCUGCUUCGCUCGUCACGCGACUUUUAGCUUUACGCCUACGGUUCGAAAAUGGCGGGUUGCUUCCAUCGAGUGCGGAAAAUUCUUCGUCGCUUGUAUCAGACGAGGCUGCCAAGGAGGAGGAGGAGGAGGUAGAAGAAGAAGAAGAGGAGGAGGACGACGAUGACGCUGACGAACCGGAUGACGAAGAGGAGGAUGACGAUGAUGAUGACGAUGAAGAUGAAGAUGCAGAAGAAGAUCUGCGUCUAGUUUUGAUGGGGCCGAUCUGUCGAGAUUGGUCGUGCGUUCCCUCCGAGUCACUGUCGCUCGACGAUGAAGACGAGUCGGAAGAUGAAGAAGAAGAGUCGUAG
This is a messenger RNA of Pseudozyma hubeiensis SY62, 531 nucleotides long. RefSeq lists its product as hypothetical. Lineage: Eukaryota; Fungi; Basidiomycota; Ustilaginomycetes; Ustilaginales; Ustilaginaceae. The transcript is spliced from 3 exons. The record is from RefSeq and is a predicted model, not a curated record. The coding region runs from base 1 to 531 and encodes 176 amino acids.